Molecule: messenger RNA, 915 nt
Organism: Serpula lacrymans var. lacrymans S7.9
Lineage: Eukaryota; Fungi; Basidiomycota; Agaricomycetes; Boletales; Serpulaceae
Exons: 7
Coding region: 1-915 (304 amino acids)
Source: RefSeq, a predicted model, not a curated record
AUGUCUCUCCCCUCCUCCUCCUCCACACAGACCCCCAUCACCACCGACUACGACUUCCCGCUCUCCCAUGUCCCAACACACCCCCGAGGCAGCACACGGGGACACAUCAGAACCGCCGCCGCACUCAUCAUAGGCGACGAAAUCCUGAACGGCAAGACUCUGGACCGCAAUUCGAAUUAUUUUGCCAGGUUCUGCUUCGAGCAGGGGAUCGCCUUGAAACGCAUCGAGGUUAUCGCAGACGACGAGGAUGAGAUCCUCGAGGCUAGUCGGAGGAUGGUGCAGAAGUAUGAUUUUGUAGUCACUUCGGGUGGAAUAGGUCCAACCCAUGACGACAUCACCUACGCCUCCCUCGCCAAGUCCUUCGACCAGAAUCUCGUAUACCACUCCGAGACCCUCCGGCGCAUGGAGGAGAUGAGCAAGCACCGCUCAUGGGUGGCUACGCAGACGGAGGAGCAGCGCACCGCGCGAAAACGCAUGGCCCUCUUCCCCGAGCGCGCCGAGGUCCUCUUCGUCGCUCGCGAUAUCUGGGUGCCCGUGGUCCGUCUAGAAGGUAAAUUGUGUAUAUUCCCUGGUAUACCGUCCCUGUUCCAGAAGAUGCUCGAUAACUUGACCCCGUUCUUACCACUACCUCCACAUCACGAACGGCCUUUCCGGCUACAGGUCUUCACACCACUGCCCGAAUCGUCCAUCGCGCCAUUCCUCACCGACCUCCAGAAGCGCGUUCAUCCGGAAGGUAUACGCGUCGGGUCCUAUCCAGUCUUGCAGAAAGGCGUGUACGUCUCGCUCAUCGGAUCGGACAGGGAGAGAGUGGGCGUGCUGGGUGCAGAGGUGGCGAGGGAGACGCAGGGCCGUACGGUGACUGAGGAGGAAAUGGAGGCAAAGAGGCGCGGUCAGACGCCUCCGGCCGAACAGUGA